Molecule: messenger RNA, 1097 nt
Organism: Olea europaea var. sylvestris
Lineage: Eukaryota; Viridiplantae; Streptophyta; Magnoliopsida; Lamiales; Oleaceae
Product: protein ATAF2-like
Exons: 3
Coding region: 25-1008 (327 amino acids)
Biological process (GO): regulation of DNA-templated transcription
Molecular function (GO): DNA binding
Source: RefSeq, a predicted model, not a curated record
UUGUUGAAGUUCGUGAGUUCUAUAAUGGAUAAUCAACUUAGCGAUGAUGAAUACUUCAGGAGUUUGCCUGCUGGUUUUCGUUUUAAGCCUACUCAUGAUGAACUUAUUGUUCAUUACUUGAUGAAAAAGAUCGAGAACGAAGAGCUGCCUCGCAAUAAGAUUAAUGUCGUUAAUCUAUACGAGUUCAACCCUGAAAUACUUGCUGAUGAAUACAGGUCAAGUGGAGAGAACGAGUGGUUCUUUUUUACACCGAGGAGUAAAAAAUACAAAAAUGGAAAACGACCAAAUCGAACAGCAGGUGAUGGCUACUGGAAAGCAUCAGGAGCUGACAUUGAAGUCAAACACAAUGGUGUAGAUGUUGGAUCUCGAAAGACUUUGGUAUACUAUGAAGGAAAACCUCCAGUUAAGACCUCUUGGAUUAUGCAUGAAUAUACAGUGAAUAAUCCGCCACCGGUGCAAAAAUCAAGUGCAGAUGACAUGAAGUUGGACGAUUGGGUUCUGUGUAGGAUCAGAAAGAACGAGAAUAGAAAGCGAAAAAGAGAUGAUGAGAUUCAAGAACCAGAUCAUAAUAACACCGAUGAAGUCGCAAGUCACCAAGAAAAUACACGUAGAGCUGGUGAAGACUCCAUGCAUGUUGCACCAGAAGACAAUUUGCCUUAUUGUAAAUCCGAGAUUGCAUUGGCUGAUCCCUUUAUCAACGAUAAUUAUCAGAAUCUCCCUAACGCGGAUGUUCAUAAUACUCUCUCCAUUCUCCAACAUCAGAAUGUAGUUACAUACAGUAAUCCAGUUCCCAUUCCCAUUGUUCCACCAAAUCAUUCGAUCGGAGGUUAUGUUUACAGCCAAUAUCCAGUUGGAUACAUGGCAGACGUGAAAGAAGGACUAUAUCCAGCAGAGCUCCCUGGAAUUCCUGAGAUGGACAUAAACGAGUUCUUCGAUUCGGUUCCUGGUGGAUAUCAAGAGAUCCCCGCAUUGGACAAUACCAACUUUCCGGAUUUUAUGUAUUUAUAGUUGUCUAGAAAACCUCAAGUUUGUGUUUCAUGAGGUUUAAGUACGAACAUAGUAUUUUCUUGUUUUUGCUAGUUUAAUUGAUUUUGUUU